UUCAUUGGCCCUUCACCUUCCUCCAAGGCACCCCGCCACUUCCAGCAUAAGCAGCUGUCAAUCACUCGUUCUUCUAUCCUGGGAACCAAGAAAAACGCAGAAUCGUCUAGAAUCCACUCCGCUCGCCUGGAAUCACAGUUUCCAGCCAAAGCUAAAGAAAGGCUGAAGGAGCUGCAGGGAGUGAAGGCCACAAAAUGGCGUCUCAGAUCCCAGCGCUCCCCCAGUCCUUCGCCCCCGGGACUGACAGCGUCUUCUCUGACCAGUCCGGCUUCCACUCCCUGGACUCUCAUGUGCCGGGGCUCUCCAGGGUGAUUCUCAACAAGCUCAACAUGAAGGACUAUGGAGAGUACAGGGCUGCCGUGGAGGGAAACACUAAAGUCUCAUUCCGCAACUACAAGGAGAUGUUCCAGAAGAUGGAGGAGACCUUUAAAUUCUGCACCGGCUGCAACAAGCUGCCCGAGCAUCUCACCGAGGGAGAGACCCUCAAACGUUGUGUGAAGUGCUUGAAUGUGUACUAUUGCACCAAGGACUGUCAGAGAAAAGACUGGCUUCAGCAUAAAAAGGUCUGUAAGACGCUGCGCCUGGUUGCCAUUGACAGACUGGUGGAGUGGCUGAUGUUCACUGGAGACCUCCCAUUCCCCACUGAGAAGUGGUCCAAGUCAGCCGCUGAGGUGACGAACUGGGACGACUGGCUGCCCAUGCAGGGCGACCUCACGCCACGCCUGGAUGCCAUUUUGUCUGGUGGCGACAUGGCAGCCCUUUGGAAAAACGCCAACAGGACGCAGCCCGAUGCAGCUGACCUGCGCCAGUCUUUGUGGCGGCUUCAGAGCGAGUUCCUCUCCCGAGUUCUCACCGUCGGGAUGGCGAUUCAACACUUUGGCCUGGAUCCGUACGCCAGACCCCUCACCGUUCACGUAGCAGGGGCGUCCCACAACGAGACCAUGCGGGCCACGGCGACUGACUACGAUGAGCUGAACCACAUGUUCCCCGGACACCAGGGCAUAGAGAUCGUCAUGGUGGGACCAGAGGUGGUGGACGGCCCCAUCAUGAGGCCCCCUCUCACUGCAUUUGGCCCCAGGGAGAGGGUGUUCAUCAGCGCCUACAAGGGGCUUUACCAUCAAUUCUGGGAGGAGCUGGUGGAGAAAGAGGAAGCGGCCAAGCCGGACCUGGUGGUUGGAUUUCAUCCUGGGUUCCAUGCAAACCCGGGUCUGCUGCAGGGCUGGCUGCCCACUCUGCUGCUGCUCCGAGACUACAACACCCCGUCCUUCUUCACCAUGUACAACGAGAUGGAGCUCAAGCACUCACUGCAGAUCCUGCUGGAGCUAGAGAUGCACAUCAGGGACAGCGGGCCCAAUCCAUUCGUCUCACAGAAACCCGAGCAGGUCCAGGCCUGCCCCAACUUAACCCCGGUCAACUGCAACUCCCACUACAUCCGCUUCCAGGGACUGCUGCCGCGAGAAGACUUUGAGGAGCCAAGUCCUGACAACUAAAAGGCCGCCACGCAGAGAGAAAUCCAGGCAUGUGUGGGUUCUCGCGGGUCCUCCUGCACGAAGAUGUGGAUUUUGGGAACUUUUCGUGGAACGCCGAGAGGCUUCCUGCGGCCCUGCCGCCAGAGAUGGACAUUACUCAGCUGUGCUGCCACUUGGCAGCAGAUGUUCAGAGGAUGAAGCUUUUCGUUCUCAUUCGGGGGCAGAGAGCAUUUUUCAUAGUGAACAAAUGUGGCUGCAAUAAUGCAAAAUCUAAACUUUGACCCUUACAUUCUAAUAGUAUUAAGAAAACGAGACCAAAAUUUCUUCAGUCCUCAUUUGAUGUGAGUCUGUAAUUUGCUUUGCAGCUGGACUUAUUCCUAAAUAUCACAAGAGCUGCAUGAAAUCAGAUCACUGAUGCAACACAUGAUUGAAAAAUUACACGUGGUGUGUGUCACACGAGGCCCGAAUUUAUCAAAACCAUUGUUCAUUUUUUCUUUCUUUACAUUUGUGAUUGUGUCACUCCCCUGUAGCUUCUACUGGACUCUGUAUGUUUGCUUUGUGCGGUUUAUAUUGGAUGUUCUGUUCGUGAACAUUAAUUUAACCUUCCUUCAAACUAUUCUGAACACUUCCUUACUUCUUUGAUGGCCAAUAUAACAUUUCUUCAUUUGCUUAGUGGAGACUCUCCAUUGCCAAUUAUACCUUUAAUAAAAAGGGACAAAAGGUGAA
This is a messenger RNA of Scophthalmus maximus (turbot), 2195 nucleotides long. RefSeq names its product putative protein MSS51 homolog, mitochondrial. The record is from RefSeq and is a predicted model, not a curated record. The transcript is spliced from 8 exons. Lineage: Eukaryota; Metazoa; Chordata; Actinopteri; Pleuronectiformes; Scophthalmidae. The coding region runs from base 195 to 1490 and encodes 431 amino acids.